Neocloeon triangulifer is the source of this 3671-nucleotide messenger RNA. RefSeq names its product junctophilin-1. The transcript is spliced from 9 exons. Gene Ontology annotation, cellular component: junctional membrane complex; endoplasmic reticulum membrane; plasma membrane. NCBI's taxonomy places the organism in Eukaryota, Metazoa, Arthropoda, Insecta, Ephemeroptera, Baetidae. The record is from RefSeq and is a predicted model, not a curated record. Bases 368 to 2893 code for a protein of 841 amino acids.
GGUCUGGUCCACGCAGCGGCAGAAAGCGGCAGCAGUGCAUUGGCUGCCGCCGUCGGCCGAGCAGGGCUUCGUCGUUUUCGGGCCGAGAGCGACGAGCGAGCGCUGGGCCCCGAGGCUGGGCCGGGCAUGGAGCGACCGGCCGCGUGUCGCGCGUGACGCCCGCCGCAGUGCGCGCGUAAUGGUGACUUAGCCCGCUUAGCCAGCAGCUCGGCAGCUAGCACCACAGCGAGUUUUGAGUUACAUUUUUCUCACCCCGACUUGCACCUCGGCAAGCGCAACUAUUAUAGUGCUAACGACCAGCGGCCGCCGCUCCUCCGAAGGACUCUUGGACCAGCAAUUCAGUGCAGCCGCCGCCGACGACGACGUCAUGCAGAACCAGCAGCAGCAGCAGCAGGCGGCCGCCGGCCCUCCGCAGGCCACCCCCGCCACCGGCGUGCAGGCCCCCAAAGGCAUCAACGGGGGCCGCUUCGACUUCGACGACGGAGGCACCUAUUGCGGCGGCUGGGAGGACGGCAAGGCCCACGGCCACGGCGUCUGCACCGGCCCCAAGGGCCAGGGCGCCUACUCGGGCUCGUGGCACUUCGGCUUCGAGGUGUCCGGAGUGUAUAUGUGGCCCAGCGGCAGUACCUUUGAGGGUCAAUGGCAGAACGGCAAACGACACGGAUUGGGUGUGGAGACUCGGGGGCGGUGGUUGUACCGGGGCGAGUGGACGCAGGGCUUCAAGGGACGCUACGGGGUGCGGCAGUCGGCAACUUCGAACGCCAAAUACGAAGGCACCUGGGCCAAUGGACUGCAGGACGGCUAUGGCUCAGAAACCUACGCGGAUGGCGGCACCUUCCAAGGGCAGUGGCUGCGGGGCAUGCGGCACGGCUACGGCGUGCGGGCGAGCGCACCUUUUGGCCUGGCGUCACACUACCGACCCACCAAACAACUCAGGGCCUCGAUGACAUCGCUGAGGAGCGACAACGGUGCGGGAGGCGUCACCGACCCUGCCACCGAAAGGGACCGAAGGGUGGACGACUCGAGGGGCGGUUUCGUGCUGAAGGCCAGGAGCGACGACCCGCCUGUCCGAAGAAGAUCGCUCGUCGAGAGCUCGAAGAACUUGAAAAAGUCCAUUCUCCAGGGUCUGAAAAUGAGGAAGCAAAGAUCAACCGGCGACCUGGAGAAGCGAGGCACGUCGGCCAGUCUGAGAUCAACAGGCUCGAGUGCCUCCUGGGUGAGCACGGACUCGGCCCACUCGGCGGUUACUGCUGGUUCGGUACAUACAGACUCGAAUGCGAGCUUUGUAGUAGAGGACGAGCAGAUGGACACGAACGUGACCGAAACGUACAUGGGCGAGUGGAAGAACGACAAGCGCAGCGGUUUUGGCAUCAGUGAGCGCUCCGACGGUCUCAAGUACGAGGGCGAGUGGUUCAACAACAAGAAGUACGGCUAUGGCGUGACCACCCUGAAGGACGGCUCUCGGGAGGAGGGCAAGUACAAGAACAACGUGCUCAUCACCUCGCACAAGAAGAAGCACCUCUUCCUCAUCCGCUCGGCCAAGUUCCGGGAAAGAAUCGAUGCGGCCGUCAAUGCCGCCCAGAGGGCCUCGAAAAUCGCCCUGCAGAAAGCUGAUAUUGCUAUUUCCAGAACUGCAACAGCCAGAGGAAAGGCUGAACUUGCGGAUAUGGCCGCAGAACAUGCGAGAGAAGACUCAGACAUUGCCAGAGCGACGGCCAAACAGUUUGCUCCUGACUUCCAGCAGCCAGGCCUGGAAAAGUUGCGGCAACUGCCCAAGUACCGGCCGACGAUUGAGCCGAUUCAGACCAAAGCGCAGUUGCAGCAGCAGAUGCAGCUGCAGGAGCAGCAACACGAGCUGCAAGCCAAGGUGGCCUCGGCGCUGCCCCCGUCCCUCCAACAGAACCAGCACCAAGCAACGCCCCCGCGACCCGUCCCCGUCGCAGCAGUGCCACCUCCUGCCCCCUACCAAUCCCAAUACGCACCCCCUCAGCCGCCGCCGGCGCGCGCCCCCUCGAUACCGCCGCCGGAGCCGGAACCCCAGGCGGCCUACAAGCCCCUGGCCAACAACCUGGAGAACGGCGAGUUGUCCGUUCCCAAGCAGCUGGGGCCCAACCUGCGGCGGGGCGGCACGGCGCGCGGCACCGAGCCCGGCGUCGACAACCCCGCUUACAGUUUCCAGCAAGCAAUGAGUGAUCACUUUGACCAUUACAAACGCGCCCCGAGCAGAGACAGUUCUGUGGACCGGUACACCAGGGCGACCAGAAUGUCGCGGCAGCCGUCGGCCGAGGCGCCCUCGAUCGCGAUGGCCGCCAACCUGGCGGCGGCCGCCGGCAGCACCACCCCGCUGCGGGGCCGCACCCCCUUUGGCCGCGAGGGCAGCGUCGAGCCCUCGAAGCGUGUGUUAAUGUCGCAGGCCUCGACUGAAAAGGUGCCCCCCAGUAAUGGGUCAGUGAUCGGUGGUGACCAGUUUGGCGUGCAACCGCCCUUCGAGGACAUCAUCAUGAAGAAGAAGUCGCUCGGACAGGACAUUAUCCCCUCGCUGGCCAACCCCAAGCGCACCGAGAGUUUGUUCGUCAACGUCAACAGGAAAGAGCCUGCAGUCAAGAAUAUUCCUGUUGCAACGCCUGUGCAACGCAAGAAGUCCCUUCCUGACGUGCAGACGUUACCUCGCCAAUCGGAACCAAUGUCCAGAGAGGAGGCCUCGAUUCUUAGCUCGAUGCAACGAGAAACUGUGAGGAGACGCAUAGAGGAGGACGAGAAGCUUAGGGCCAAUCCUCUUCUUUGGCUUGUCAGUCCGCACGUUAAGGACUGGUUUUCGCGUCAGCAGUUGGUGUUUUUGGUUCUAUUCAUCAACAUCUCGCUGGCCAUAAUGUUCUUCAAGCUGCUGACAUAAGAGCGGCCAGCCGCACAAGAAAAGAACCGCAUUCCGCCCGAAGAGAACCCCGUGUUGCGAGCAUCGGGUGAAUCCGUUGGAACAGAACAUUUGUCGAUAGCAAAACGCGCAGUAUAUGACGCUACCAGCGGUCCAGUGUUGGGCCCUGCGGUCGGCUGAUUUGCCGAGAGAGUCGCUCGAGAGACGCCCUCGGCAAAUCAGCAACGCACAGAGGAGCCUCGGACAGAAAAAUAAGCAGAAAAACUAUCUAGCGAACUGGACUGAUAAAGACACAUCACUUCUAUAGAUUUUGUUACUUGAAUUGAGAUGCUGGAAAAACGCAGCUUGAUUAUAUGAUGAGUUGAAUCUUAGUCAGCCGACCUUGUUUGUAGCAUCGCACAAUGCGUGUGAGGAUCCCACGCGUUAAUUCUCCUUGUUGAAAUUUAUAUCGAAAACACGACUCGCUCUCGGAAAAAAACUGCAGUGAGAUUUUCUUCCUUGGCCGUUUGCUCUAAGUUAGAGUGUUUAUCACUAGUUGCAGUUUUCGGGAAAAUUGCCGCCACUAGGACAGUGUUAAUUGCGCACGAUUUUGUACUGCUAGCGUAAAGAGCGAGUCUUAAUAUAAAUUCCUUUCAAAGAAUGGACUACUUAUUCAAACGAAUGAAAAAUAUAAGUGAGAAAAAAAUUAGACCUAGAGGUGAAAGUUUGCUCAAGUGGUUCAUUUUUUUCUUAUAAUAACUUCCCUUGUAGUGUUCUCUCACUUACUUAAUAGUACCAGAAUUGGCUGAAGUUUUUUUUU